Molecule: messenger RNA, 1528 nt
Organism: Triplophysa dalaica
Lineage: Eukaryota; Metazoa; Chordata; Actinopteri; Cypriniformes; Nemacheilidae
Gene: atp6v1e1a
Product: ATPase H+ transporting V1 subunit E1a
Exons: 9
Coding region: 128-808 (226 amino acids)
Biological process (GO): proton transmembrane transport
Cellular component (GO): proton-transporting two-sector ATPase complex, catalytic domain
Molecular function (GO): proton-transporting ATPase activity, rotational mechanism
Source: RefSeq, a predicted model, not a curated record
AGCUGACGCGGCAACACGGAACUAGUGUGUUACUGCAGGUCCCCGAAAAGUUAACUUUGAUUAAUUUGACAAGACAAUCUAUUGUUAAUAUUUCUCUCAUAUAUUUUGGAGAUAUAUAUUUUCAACUAUGGCGCUUAGCAAUGCAGACGUUCAGAAACAGAUCAAACACAUGAUGGCGUUUAUUGAGCAGGAGGCCAAUGAGAAGGCUGAGGAAAUUGAUGCCAAGGCAGAAGAAGAGUUUAAUAUCGAAAAAGGACGAUUGGUACAGACUCAGAGGUUGAAAAUCAUGGAAUAUUUUGAGAAGAAAGAGAAACAGAUUGAACAACAGAAGAAAAUUCAGAUGUCUAAUUUGCUGAACCAGGCCAGACUGAAGGUGCUUAAAGCCCGUGAUGACAUGAUUAAGGAUCUUCUAAAUGAAGCACAACAGAGGUUGGCCAGCAUUGCCAAAGACCCGACCCAGUACCCAAAACUGCUGGAGGGGCUGGUGUUACAGGGGUUUUAUCAGUUGCUGGAGCCCAAGGUUACAAUCCGGUGCAGAAAGGCAGAUGUAACACUGGUGCAAGCUGCCAUUAAAAAGAACAUCCCCAUCUACAAAGGGGCCGUCAAGAGUAACAUCGAAGUGCGCAUUGACCAAAACAACUUCCUAUCGCCCAACAUUUCUGGAGGUGUUGAGAUGUAUAACGAUGACGGCAAGAUCAAGGUGUCCAACACGUUGGAAAGCAGACUAGAUCUUAUAGCUCAACAGAUGAUGCCUGAGAUCAGAGUGAACCUGUAUGGCGCUAACCCAAACCGCAAGUUUAUGGAUUAAUAGACUGCUGUUACAAAGAUGUAUUGGUACAUAAGAGAUCAUCACUGUUCAGAAAACCUCUGAAGUGAUACAUGUGUGGAAGUACUGGAAAUUGCAGUGGUCAAGGUCUAACAAAUCAAUUUAUUUUGUCUCUUUUUUCCUAAGGGUUUUUGUGUUUUUGCCAAAGAAAGUCAUUCAGGAGUGUUUUUAUUUUGAGUGUUGAAGAUCGUGUCACUUUAGGGAACGUGAGGGAUUACAUGCAGGAAAAAAAUCUUAAUCCAGCCUAAAAUUGUUAGCUGGUCUCGUAUGUUUGCCAAGCUUUUAAAGCUGGUUUUAGAGGUGCUUUGAGCACUUGUCAAGCUGGGAGACCAGCCUACUGGACUGACCAGCCUAACAACUACUAGGAAUGCUAGUGAAACUGGAUUAGACCAGAAAACCACCAUAGGCUGGUUCAAGAUGUUGUCUUUCAACAUGGAGAUUUUCUUGGAAACAUUAUCCUGACAUUUGAUCUCCAUCUGUUCAAAAACCAACAAGCACUCAGGAAUUUACAUUGUCUUAUGGUGCCUUCUAAUUGUUGUGUACUAAGCUAGCAGCCUAACUGGUUUCAAGAAAAACCUCAUUCAGUUUAUCUUAAAUAGAUGAAUUUGUGCUUAUUUCUGUUAUACACUUUUUCCAGUCGCAUUUGUUUCUUGCUUGUGUUGCAUUAUACUACAGAAAAAUAAAUCAAAAAUGUUUUAUUUA